UGACAGCCCGCUGCCCUCAGGCUCAGCUCACAGCUCACCUCCUCUCUCUUCUCGACUCCUCUCUUCUCCGUCUCCUCCCGAUCCCGGUCGGGGGAAUUUGUUGGGGGAGAAGAAGCGAGGGGGAGAGAGCUAAACUAGGGUUCAGGGGAUUCGGGGCCGAGAGGUGCACGAUGAGCAUCGUGCCCAAGGAGACGAUUGAGGUCAUCGCUCAGAGCGUCGGCAUCCCCAGCCUCGGCGCCGAUGUCGCCGUCGCGCUCGCCCCCGACGUCGAAUACCGCCUCCGCGAGAUCAUGCAGGAAUCCAUUAAAUGUAUGCGGCAUGCAAAGCGGACUGUUCUGACGGCGGAUGAUGUUGACAGUGCCCUGGGCCUCAGGAAUGUUGAGCCUGUGUAUGGAUUUGCUUCUGGUGACCCAUUGCGUUUUAAGAGAGCUGUUGGGCAUAAAGAUCUCUUCUAUCUUGAUGAUCGGGAGGUAGACUUCAAAGAGAUUAUUGAAGCUCCUCUGCCCAAAGCCCCACUGGACACAUCAGUUGUAGCCCAUUGGCUAGCGAUUGAGGGGGUACAGCCUGCAAUACCGGAGAAUCCUGCUAUUGACGCAAUUGUACCACCAACUGAAAAUAAAAGGUCUGAGCAUGGUAAGGAUGAUGGACUGCCAGUUGACAUCAAGCUUCCUGUUAAGCAUGUAUUAUCUAGAGAACUACAGAUGUACUUUGAUAAAAUAGCUGAGCUUACUAUGAGUAGAUCUGAUACAUCCCUUUUUAAAGAAGCUUUAGUGAGCUUGGCAAAAGAUUCUGGUCUUCAUCCUUUGGUUCCUUACUUUUCCUACUUCAUUGCAGACGAGGUUACCCGGAGUUUGGGUGAUCUUCCUGUUUUAUUUGCUCUAAUGAGAGUAGUCCAAAGUCUUCUCCGUAAUCCACAUAUUCAUAUUGAACCUUAUUUGCACCAGCUGAUGCCAUCAAUGAUCACUUGCAUUGUUGCAAAAAGGCUAGGGCAUAGGCUCUCAGAUAAUCACUGGGAACUUAGAGACUUCUCUGCCAAUUUGGUCGCCUCGGUAUGUCGGAGGUUUGGUCAUGUCUAUCACAACCUUCAAAAUCGGUUAACUAAAACAUUGAUCCAUGCAUUUCUUGAUCCUGCCAAAUCACUGACACAACAUUAUGGUGCUGUUCAAGGGAUAUCUGCAUUGGGUCCCAGCGCGGUAGAUCCCAUUCAAAACUCACUUUUUGUAUUAGUUUUGCACUGGCUGAUGUUUUUUUCUGCUUGCCAGAUUAGACUUCUUCUUUUGCCCAACCUUGUAACAUAUAUGCAACUUCUGGAGCCGGAACUGCAGCUUGAGAAGCAGAAAAACGAGAUGAAAAGGAAGGAAGCUUGGCGUGUUUAUGGUGCCUUGCUGUGUGCUGCAGGCAAAUGCUUGUAUGAUCGGUUGAAAUUAUUUCCUGGUUUGCUUUCUCCAUCGAUGCGGCCUCUUUUACGGAGCAACAAAAGGGUCUCAACCAACAACCCAAAUAAGCGAAAAUCUAGCACAAAUCUCUCUGCAACUCAGCCACCUCUGAAGAAGAUGGCAACAGACGCAACAGCCAACUCCAUGGCCUCAGCUUCCAUGGGAGGAAACAUGCAAGGUGCCAUGGAUGGCUUUCCUAACCAGUUAGCCAACCCUGGCAUGAUGCAGGCCUCGUCCUCUGGCCAGAUAGUGGAGAGCAUCCCAUCAGCUGUGAUCCGGAGAGAUCAGGGCAGUGAUCUCGCACAGAGAGUUUCUGCAGUGCUUAGGCAAGCUUGGAAGGAGGAUCAGGACACCGGUCAUCUCUUGGGGUCUCUGUACGAUGUCUUUGGUGAAGCCAUCUUCUCCUUUGUCCAACCACCAGAGAUAUCCUUGUUUGUGUAGAGAGGAAAUGCAUAGGCGAGGGUUUCAUUAAUCUACGCUAUUGUAGGGAUAUUUUGCAGAGUUCACGAAGCGCUAUAAUGUAAUGCCAGCUGUAGUUUACUCAGUACUGCAUGUAUUUGUAACAUAUUCCAGUUAUGUAUACUAUGUUGCAUAGCCUGCUGCUGCUGCAAAUUUACAACUGUAUGUUACUGUAGCUAGAACUAGAGCACCUGCAGCAGCUGUGGCGUUAGGCGUUAAGCAGAAGCGAACAGUUUCAAGUAUGUCUAUCUACAUGCAUUUUGUGGUGGCGUUAACAUUCAGGUGGCAUA
This is a messenger RNA of Sorghum bicolor (sorghum), 2185 nucleotides long. Its product is annotated as transcription initiation factor TFIID subunit 6. The record is from RefSeq and is a predicted model, not a curated record. Gene Ontology annotation, cellular component: SAGA complex; transcription factor TFIID complex; SLIK (SAGA-like) complex. Gene Ontology annotation, molecular function: protein heterodimerization activity; RNA polymerase II general transcription initiation factor activity; transcription coactivator activity. NCBI's taxonomy places the organism in Eukaryota, Viridiplantae, Streptophyta, Magnoliopsida, Poales, Poaceae. The transcript has 11 exons. Gene Ontology annotation, biological process: RNA polymerase II preinitiation complex assembly; transcription initiation at RNA polymerase II promoter. The coding region runs from base 171 to 1877 and encodes 568 amino acids.